AUGACCAAGGAAAACCAAAGCGCAGUGACAGAAUUCAUCUUUCAGGGCCUUUCCUCCCAGCCAGGGACACAGACUUUCAUAGUGUUUCUGAUUUUUUAUCUGUUCACAGUUGUUGGGAACAUCGUGAUCAUUACAGUGAUCAGAGCUGAUUACCAGUUGCAGUCACCCAUGUACUUUUUCCUUGCCAACCUGUCCUUCUUAGACAUCUGCUACAUCUCCAGCAACAUCCCCCAGAUGCUGGUGAACCUCUCAACCAAGAAAAGGACCAUCUCCUUCUCUGGAUGCGCCACUCAGAUGUAUUUCUAUUUUGCUUUUGGCACGACGGAGUGUGUUCUGCUCGCGGUCAUGGCCUAUGAUCGAUACAUGGCGAUAUGUCACCCCUUGCUCUACGCCACGGCCAUGAACAAGAAGGUUUGCAUUCACAUGGUGGUGGCUUCCUGGACCAGCAGCCUGCUGAGCUCCAUGGUCAUCAACAGCUUCACCUUGUGGCUGCCCUUCUGUGGGCCCCACAUCUUGAACCAUUACUUCUGCGAGGCACCGGCUGUGCUGGCCUUGGCCUGUGCCCACACGGCCCUCAUGAAGCUGGUCAUCUUCAUCUUCAGCAUCCUCAUAGUCUUCACCCCUUUUCUUCUGAUCGUCGCCUCCUACACCCGUAUCCUUUCCACCAUCUUAAAGAUUCAAUCUGCACGCGUGCAGUCCAAGACCUUCUCCACCUGUGGGUCCCACCUGAUGGUGGUGACCGUGUUUUACGGGACAGCCAUCUACAUGUACAUGAAUCCUAAGUCACGGCCUCCACAGGACAAGGACAAAGUGGUUGCCGUGUUUUACACCAUUGUAGUCCCAAUGCUGAACCCCCUCAUCUACAGCCUCAGGAGCAAGGACAUAAAGUGUGCCCUGAGGAGGGCAAUGAACAGACCCCAGUCCCUGUUUAUUUAA
Molecule: messenger RNA, 936 nt
Organism: Columba livia (rock pigeon)
Lineage: Eukaryota; Metazoa; Chordata; Aves; Columbiformes; Columbidae
Product: olfactory receptor 2D3
Biological process (GO): G protein-coupled receptor signaling pathway
Cellular component (GO): membrane
Molecular function (GO): odorant binding; olfactory receptor activity; G protein-coupled receptor activity
Source: RefSeq, a predicted model, not a curated record